Molecule: messenger RNA, 1288 nt
Organism: Exaiptasia diaphana
Lineage: Eukaryota; Metazoa; Cnidaria; Anthozoa; Actiniaria; Aiptasiidae
Exons: 7
Coding region: 462-1202 (246 amino acids)
Source: RefSeq, a predicted model, not a curated record
AAGCGUUCAUUUCUCAAACAGCAAAGGUAACAAAUUUGGGCGGGUCUAGCAGGUUCUGAAAAAACACCCGUGAAAUGGUACCUUAUCAGGCCCUUAAACUUAAGUCAGAAAGUUAUCUUUAAAGUUAUUUUCUCUUAGUUUUUGCCAAGGAUUUUGUAAAUUUUCGUCUGACUUGAAACAAAUCUGAGUUGUUUAUCUGUGAAUGUGAAUGGCCGAAAAGUCCCGUUUGGGAAAUCCUUACAUAAUGUGUUAACAAAAGCGAAUGAAUUUCUUGCUUGAUAGGUAAAGUAAAACGUAUUACAUAAUUGUACAAAAAAAAGGAUGAAAAAAGCAUAUCGGUUCAUUGAAACGUACCCGUCCAUACUUAUAUAAAAAGCUAACCGAAAUCUUCAUACGUUACCGAAAAGCUCCGAAAUCUCGACGAAUUUGGACAAAUCAGAAGUACAUCUCAUACAGUCAAGAUGAAGAAUUCUUUGAUUUUGCUUCUUAUAGUGAGUUGCUUGGUUGUGUUUGUUCAUUGUAAGAGUAAGCACCAAGCUAAUUCUAACCGCAACCUAAAGAAAGCCGAAAAGGUYUUUUAUUCUGACAAGAAAAACGAGAAAAAGGAAGACAARCAACAAGCAUCUGGAAGCUUCGAUGGACUGAGUGGGACUGGMACUAACGUCGCCGGUGAGCAAGAUAACAACGAUGAGGAUGAAAUCGCUUCUGGAAGUGGCGAAGAUCUUAAUAAACGUAAACAAGUUCAACCCGAGGAACAGCUGGAUUCUGGAUGUAAAUGCGAAGGCCUUACAUGUGAAUGUUGYGGAGAAGCUCCUGUUAUUGGAGAAGUGUGCGUGGACGCAAGAGCGAUGAAGAAAGGAAAAGAUAAUGUCCUGAAGGCUGCAAUAGUUCGUAACGGAAAAGACGUCAAGAGCAUCGAGAAAAAAUUGAAAGACCCCACAGAAUUCUGUCUUAAACUAGGAAAGGCUAAAGGUUGUGUUAUUCUCCACGAUAUUUCGCUUGAUGACAAUAAGUUCAAAGGCUGCGUCACCGUUACUGCCAAAGCUAAAAUCUUCGGUAAAGAAUUCGAUAAGAAAUUCAAACUCGGCUGCUUUGGACAAGAUGUCAAAGAUUUGGCUCCCCAACAAGAUGAAGAUGUUCCAAUCCGUUUAAGACAUGGAAAAUGGCUUAAAAGAAAGCAAAAUAUCCCAGCAAAGCAAUAAAGACAAACAUAACACAGGCAUCCUAGCUAUAAAUGUCUUACAUGUAAAAAAACCCCAGACAAAUAAACAAAGCUUAGAAUGAAAAA